AAGAAUCAUUCGAGGAAAAGAAGCACCAGCUCUUAGACAGCACCGUUCAUCUGAUCUCUUUAUAUCUUCGACGGAAGUUUUUGUUUAUGGAGAGACACCAUAUUACUAUUCAGUAAUAACGUUCCUAGGAAAAAAAUCUUGAAGCACCGUUUUCUACAUACGAAACCCAAAACUUAUUGAUCCACUACUGUUGCUUUAACUCUUUUGAUUUCCAUUAUCAUCUUCUCAAUUACAUAGUAUUGGCAUACUGUAUUUACAUUAUACUAUUUCAAAUCUCGUCAUUACCAUUUCCAGUUUGAAUAUCGUCAUUGUUAUUCUGCACAUGCGUCUGUCCUACCAAAUUUGAUACCUUUUCACAAAUAAACAAGCCCCUAUAAGCUAUACACUGCAUACAAUAUAAAUCAUACCAUCAUGAUUACUAAGCCGCAGUUCUCGAAAAUCCCACUCUUCUCUUCCGUGAGACUCUAUGCAUCCACGUCAUCCGCAUCAUCUGCAUCUGCGAUAUACACACCGUUGUCGGAGUUCACGAAUAUCUACUACUCGAACAACACGGUAAACCAGUCUACCCUCAAUUUCAUAGGGCGUAGCUCUUCUUCUUCCUUAAGAUUCACCCCAAACUACAGAAUAUUGGCACCAACUUUACUAAAACAUUCCAGUACAAGAUCGAUCUAUUCUACGCCCUUGAGCACGUCUGAAACAAACAGAGUAAUUGAAAAAAAAUCUCCUCUAGAUGCUGUAUCUGGUAUAUGCCAUCCACCAGCAGAACCAUCUUCAAAUACCACUAGAGAUGGCGCAUCCUGCACCGCUAAGUCUCAUAUCCCCUUCGAGAUUAAAGUUAAGAGUCAGAAAAAGGAUGAUAGAUCUAUUCUCGAACAAUACAUGCAGGGUGAACCGAAAACUUUAAAACAGCUAAUGAACCCUUACAUGACAUUGACCAAACCUCAUUUGACAUUUCUAAUCAUGCUCUCAUCAAUUUGCUCUUAUACUCUUGCACCAAAUGCUGUGGACGUGAGCAAAUUCUUGUACUUAACAGUAGGUACUUUGAUGACAUCCGGUGCUGCUAACGCCAUUAAUAUGGGAAGGGAACCAAAUUUCGAUUCUCAAAUGGUGCGUACCUCAACCAGACCAGUUGUGACCGGUUUGGUUAAACCAAACGAAGCUUUUGGAUUCGCAGCCUUGACUGGUACAAUAGGAUGUGCCGUUCUUUACUAUGGUGUGAACCCUACAGUUGCUUCCUUAGCUGCUGCAAACAUAGUACUUUACAGUUGGUUUUACACGUCCUUGAAGCGUAAAUCUAUCCUCAACACCUGGGUUGGAGCAAUCGUCGGCGCCAUUCCACCAUUAAUGGGAUGGGCCGCAUGCUCUUCACUUACCGAUCCAGGUGCAUGGUGCUUAGCUUUGCUUCUAUACGCAUGGCAGUUUCCUCAUUUCAAUAGUUUGAGUCACAAUAUCAAAGCAGAGUAUAAACGUGCAGGUUAUGUCAUGACUGCAUUCGUCAAUCCAAACUUAAAUGCAAGAGUUGCAUUGAGAUAUUCCAUAGCAAUGUUCCCAAUCUGCUUUGCAAUGGUGUAUUACAAUGUCUGUGAUAUUUUCUUUGCAGUUGACUCGUCAAUACUUAACGCAUGGAUGACCUAUAACGCCUUCAAGUUCUGGUUGCAACAACGUCAUAACUAUUCCAAGAAUGUGUUGGAACACGGCGGCCCAACGAAGGGGGAGAUAGAUUUGGCCAACGUAUGGGCGAAAAAGACAUUCUGGAGUUCGAUUUGGCAAUUGCCUGUCGUUCUAGCGUUGGCCAUGAUACAUAAAGAAGGUCAAUGGGACCGUUUCUUUGGCACCUCCGAGGAACGGCCACUUGAAUGAUUACUUUUUCGUUGGUAAUACGCUUGUAUAUAAUUUACCAUCUUUUUCUCUCUAGUUCUACCUUUUAUUAUUCUACUAUUUGUACCUACCAAUAUAAACACACACUCAUGAUCCAUUAACCUUGCU
Pichia membranifaciens NRRL Y-2026 is the source of this 1986-nucleotide messenger RNA. RefSeq lists its product as hypothetical. Gene Ontology annotation, cellular component: mitochondrion; mitochondrial membrane. Gene Ontology annotation, molecular function: protoheme IX farnesyltransferase activity. NCBI's taxonomy places the organism in Eukaryota, Fungi, Ascomycota, Pichiomycetes, Pichiales, Pichiaceae. Gene Ontology annotation, biological process: heme biosynthetic process. The record is from RefSeq and is a predicted model, not a curated record. Bases 412 to 1860 code for a protein of 482 amino acids. The transcript has a single exon.